CGGAGAAAGAAGGGAGGGGGCCACACUCUGUGCCCUGGCUGGGACACCAGGCAGCGCUAUCGCCGCCACCGGCUGCGAACCCGAGCCCAGUCGGAGCCGAGAGGGACGAAUGGGCAGAGAAGCUCGGCCCCAGGAGCCAUUUGGGAUGCCUGAGUGUGUCCCUCUCCUGCCCCCAGUCUGGCUCCCAUCAUGAGUGCCGAGCUCAAUGUGCCUGUGGACCCCUCCACUCCUGCCUGCUCUGAACCAGGCCACAAGGGCAUGGAUUACCGGGACUGGGUCCGCCGCAGCUACCUGGAACUGGUCACCUCCAACCACCACUCCGUGCAGGCCCUCUCCUGGAGGAAGCUCUACCUGAGCAGGGCCAAACUGAAGGCCUCCAGCCGCACCUCCGCCCUCCUCUCCGGCUUCGCCAUGGUAGCCAUGGUGGAAGUGCAGCUGGAGACACAGUACCAGUACCCAAGGCCUCUGCUCAUCGCCUUCAGCGCCUGCACGACAGUGCUGGUGGCUGUGCACCUCUUCGCCCUCCUCAUCAGCACAUGCAUCCUGCCCAACGUGGAGGCUGUGAGCAACAUCCACAACCUCAACUCCAUCAGCGAGUCGCCGCAUGAGCGCAUGCACCCCUACAUCGAGCUGGCCUGGGGCUUCUCCACUGUUCUCGGCAUCCUGCUCUUCCUGGCUGAGGUUGUGCUGCUCUGCUGGAUCAAGUUCCUGCCUGUGGAUGCACGCCACCAGCCCGGCCCCGCACCUGGCCCCGGCAGCCACACGGGCUGGCAGGCUGCGCUCGUGUCCACCAUCAUCAUGGUACCCGUGGGUCUCAUUUUCGUGGUCUUCACCAUCCACUUCUACCGCUCACUGGUGCGCCACAAAACUGAGCGGCACAACCGUGAGAUUGAGGAGCUGCACAAGCUCAAGGUGCAGCUGGAUGGGCACGAGCGCAGCCUGCAGGUCGUGUGAGGCCACGGCGCCCCGGGGGCUGGGCGCCGACAGAAGCAGCCUGCCUUUGAGGGAGUUUCAAAAAUGUAAAUUGCCGGGAGGCUGUCUGGACACUGUCAGGUAGUUCAAGACCAAAGUUUUACUUCUGUCUUAAUGCUAUAAAACCUGGAUCAUUUUCCUCAGGAAAUGGAAACCCUAAAAUGAGAGACCCUGUUGCAAAGAGUUUAGGACAAAGAAAGGCUGAGUCGUUGGCCCUGGGGAAUCCUGAGACAGGAGGCAGGGCUCUAGCACCGUGAUCAUUGCACAGACGCGGAACCAGCGGCCAGCACUGCAGGAAGCCUGGCGAAGGCCUGGAGCAUCAGGGUAGGGCUGUGAGUUCAGAGGAGGAUCGCCCCAUGACUGAGGUGAGCUGCGUGGCAGCUGGGUGGCACAUCUGAUAGUGGCAGCCUGCUGUGAUUAGGUGGGGACUGUAGCGAUCAGAUGGGCACAGGAUUGCAGCUGGGCCUGGUGCUUCCCUCCUCUGCUCUGGAGGGCAUUGGGUGGCCUGGCUUGUGGGAAGGGCCGGAACCAAGGGCACAUGUCAGCUCAGCGGGUGUGCUGGGUGCUCCAGGAGGUGAUAGACUUGUCCGGGCCUGGGGGAGACUUCCAAGGGUGGAGGCCUGGCAGGGCCGGUGGCGGGGGAGGGGCAAGUCUGGGAGCAGCCCACUUGAGGAGGCUGUUAACUGAGAGGUGCUCUGAAGGACACUGGGCUCAAAUUCUUUCUUCCUAGCCAGCCUGGAGCCCUGGCCACAUUGACCCAGCAAGGCCACCAGGUUGAGAAGGGCCCACAGUCCAGAGGCCUCCAUCUCUUGGCCACAGAAUGCCCUCUGAGCCUGAGGCAGCUGAUCCUCGGGCUGGGCUGGGGCACUUGCUCAGGUGGCAGAGCCUGAUCUCCCUGCUACCUGGGGUGCCAGGCAGCAGAAGGGGCAGCUUGGGGGACUUCCUAUCUGUGGGUGGUGGCACCAGGGUCCAGCCCUGGCCGCAUACAGGUCUCACUCAUGACAUAGAACAAUUACAGAGAAGGCACAACCCUCCAUAGUGCUUCCCCUGGGCCCCCAGGCUCUCAGCCUUACGCCAGGGCCCAGCUCACACGUUUACUGCCUCCGCAGUGUGGGUUCUGGUGUUUGCACCCAGGGCAUCUGGCUGUCCUAGCUCGUGUUGUUGGGCUGUUCACAUGCAGGCUACAGCUCAGCUUCUGUGUGAGCAUGCUAUACCCAAGCUGCUUUUAAAAACCAUGUUUACCACAUUGGCCAGCAGCCACCUGGAGAAGGGGACCUUUUUAUUUGUUUUCACAAAUUGUCGUUGUACUUCGUGCUCUGAUGGCAUUUCUGUCAACAAGCCUAAUACCUCUGUGGGGUCUGGGUUGCCUGUGUCAAGAAAUCCUGACUGGCCUGGCUGAGGUUUCUGGGAAUGCGACCUACUGGUGAGAACAUAAACCUUAACCUGUAACUUGGAAAUGCCAAGGGGCCCUCUGGGAAUUGUGCUGAGCAUCAACGGUGUCCGUGGUGACACUUCCAGGGAGCCUGGAUGUGGGGUCCUGCUCGGCCUGAGUAGAGCCCUGGCACCUUCUAAGGGUUGUGUCUCUUGCAUCUCCUGCCGACAUCUGUUGCGACUUCCUUGCUCUCUAGUGCAUGUUUCCUCUUUUCCGCAGCCUCGUUGAAAAGGCUUAU
This is a messenger RNA of Pteronotus mesoamericanus, 2642 nucleotides long. It is a transcript of the gene ORAI2, whose product is annotated as ORAI calcium release-activated calcium modulator 2. Bases 190 to 954 code for a protein of 254 amino acids. The record is from RefSeq and is a predicted model, not a curated record. The transcript is spliced from 3 exons. Gene Ontology annotation, cellular component: membrane. Gene Ontology annotation, biological process: store-operated calcium entry. Lineage: Eukaryota; Metazoa; Chordata; Mammalia; Chiroptera; Mormoopidae. Gene Ontology annotation, molecular function: store-operated calcium channel activity.